Molecule: messenger RNA, 2434 nt
Organism: Echinops telfairi (small Madagascar hedgehog)
Lineage: Eukaryota; Metazoa; Chordata; Mammalia; Afrosoricida; Tenrecidae
Gene: GALNT2
Product: polypeptide N-acetylgalactosaminyltransferase 2
Exons: 16
Coding region: 1-1614 (537 amino acids)
Cellular component (GO): Golgi apparatus
Source: RefSeq, a predicted model, not a curated record
AUGCUUGCGUUGCCAAGAGUGAAGGAGGACUGGAAUGAAAUCGAUCCUAUAAAAAAGAAAGACAAUCUUCAUGGCAACGGGGAAGAUAAAGCACAAAGCAUGGAGACUCUGCCUCCAGGCAAAGUCCGGUGGCAGGACUUUAAUCAGGAAGCUUAUGUUGGAGUCACAAUGGUCCGAUCUGGGCAGGAUCCCUAUGCCCGGAACAAGUUUAACCAAGUGGAAAGUGAUAAGUUACGAAUGGACAGAAACAUUCCUGACACCAGACACGAUCAGUGCCAGCGGAAGCAGUGGCGGGUGGGCCUCCCAGCCACCAGUGUGGUGAUCACAUUUCACAAUGAAGCCAGGUCAGCCUUGCUGAGGACUGUGGUCAGUGUACUUAAGAAAAGCCCUCCCCACCUCAUAAAAGAAAUCAUCUUGGUGGAUGACUACAGCAAUGAUCCUGAGGACGGGGCUCUCUUGGGAAAAAUUGAGAAAGUGCGAGUUCUUAGAAAUGAUCGACGAGAAGGCUUGAUGCGCUCGAGGGUCCGUGGGGCGGAUGCUGCUCAGGCCAAGGUCCUGACAUUCCUGGACAGUCACUGUGAGUGCAACGAGCGCUGGCUGGAACCCCUCCUGGAGAGGGUGGCUGAGGACCGGACCCGGGUCGUGUCGCCCAUCAUUGAUGUCAUUAAUAUGGAUAACUUCCAGUAUGUGGGGGCCUCUGCUGACCUGAAAGGCGGUUUUGACUGGAAUUUGGUGUUCAAAUGGGAUUACAUGACCCCUGAGCAGAGAAGAGCCCGCCAAGGGAACCCAGUGGCCCCUAUAAAAACCCCCAUGAUUGCUGGAGGGCUGUUCGUGAUGGAUAAAUUCUACUUUGAAGAGUUGGGGAAAUACGACAUGAUGAUGGACGUGUGGGGAGGCGAAAACCUGGAGAUCUCCUUUCGAGUGUGGCAGUGUGGCGGCAGCCUGGAGAUCAUCCCCUGCAGUCGUGUGGGACACGUGUUCCGGAAGCAGCACCCCUACACUUUCCCUGGUGGGAGUGGCACCGUAUUUGCCCGCAACACUCGUCGGGCAGCAGAGGUGUGGAUGGAUGAAUACAAAAACUUCUAUUACGCAGCAGUGCCUUCAGCCAGGAAUGUCCCCUAUGGAAAUAUUCAGAGCAGAUUGGAACUUCGGAAGAAACUUAGUUGCAAGCCUUUCAAAUGGUACCUUGAAAACGUCUAUCCAGAAUUACGGGUUCCAGACCAUCAGGAUAUUGCUUUUGGGGCCUUGCAGCAGGGCACCAACUGCCUUGAUACCUUGGGACAUUUUGCCGAUGGUGUCGUUGGAGUAUAUGAGUGUCACAAUGCUGGGGGAAACCAGGAAUGGGCCUUAACAAAGGACAAGUCGGUGAAACACAUGGAUUUGUGCCUUACUGUGGUAGACCGCGCACCUGGCUCUCUCAUCAAGCUCCAGGGCUGCCGAGAAAAUGACAGCAGACAGAAAUGGGAGCAGAUCGAGGGCAACUCCAAGCUGCGGCAUGUGGGCAGCAACCUGUGUCUGGACAGCCGCACGGCCAAGAACGGGGGCCUGAGCGUGGAGGUGUGCGGCCCUGCCCUGUCCCAGCAGUGGAAGUUCUCGCUCAACCUGCAGCAAUAGCGGCCAAGCCGUGCACCCUGGCUCUGGCUCCGCUCGCUGAGUACUGGCGAUCACAUUCUCGAUUAUGAUUCUUAAACUUUCCACGAAACUAUAUACCUCAGUAUUCCAUCCCGUCUGAAAGUUGGAAGAACUUCAGCAGGGUGUCGGGGCUGUGUGGACACAGAAAGGAAGCGGAAAGAAGGCAAUGGCUCCUCCCUCCCGCGAGGCCUCUGCAGCCAGCGCUCCUGCCAAGCCAAGCCGGCCCCUCUCCUGCCAGCUUCCACUUGUGCUCGGGCCGACGCCCGCACACCACUCCCAGGACAAUGAUGGACACUAGGGAAGUGGCCUGCCCGCCACGUUGGAGGGCCGAAGGAGAAGAGGAUGGAGAUGCUGUGUCACAGCAGCGCGGAAGACUCGAAAUCAUGUGUGAUCUCAUCUAAUCCUUUAUGAUUCCCACCAAACUGAAUCCUAUCAUUUUGCAGAUUGACGUUGUUUCUCGCUCCGCCCCAUCCCCCCAGGGUCCCCCUACCACUCCUCCUCCAGCCCCAACUACCUUCCUAGCCCAGAUGCCCCUCCAUUAAUGUACUUGCUAUAAUUGAAUAUGAACUUUUCUAUGAUGGGACACUAAAUAUCAAUAUAUCUUAAGAAAGCAUUGACGGUCAGUUCCCCAUGGCUUCUGCAGGUUGCCAUCAUCAUGUAAAUUGUCCACCAUGCAGCCCAGACCCUUGAAAAAGGAGUUGGGGGGACUGGAGCCCUUUGAGGGUCCCGCUUGCCUCCUUGGAGCCUUAUCAGCAAGUAGGUGCUACUUUGGCCAGCUGGGUUGGGCGCCCCCAUCCCCACA